GAUAGACCAAGCAGACUUCACAUCUGUGCGUUGGCUUUGUGCUACCCUACAUGAGUUCACAGGAAUGCCACAUAAAAAUGAAUCCCCCCUCCCAUCCCAGGAGGCUGCAGUCCAGCUGUGCUGUCCUUUAGAGCCGCCCCAAACUCCACCUCAGUGAUCUAAAGCCUAGAUAAAGAGGCUGCUGAGGGUCUUCCCUAAUUCCAGAUCCACAGAGAAGCCACCUGGGGGUGGGAGGAAGCCCUAGGCAACCUGUCCCAAGAGACAGCAUCCUUACUAAGGUCUCACCAUGAAGAAUUACUUAUUUUUGCUUCUCGCGACAACUAUUUUCUCCUUCACCAGCUCUCAAGAUGCUGCAGAGGAGGUCCCCACUCCUGUAGUAGAAGAGGAAGAGGACCCUUUCUACAAGAGUCCACUCAAUAAGCUUGCAUCUUCUGCAUCAAACUUUGCCUAUGACCUUUACCGGGCUCAAGCCACUAAGUAUCCAAACACUAACAUCUUUAUGUCACCAUUGACUAUUGCAACAGUCCUUUCCAGCAUUUCCUUGGGUGGUGGACAGCGGACUGAAUCGCUAAUACAUCGUUCCCUGUACUAUGACCUGCUUAGUGAUCCAGAGCUUCAUGCCACUUAUAAAGAGUUACUUGCAAGCAUAUCUUCAAACCCAAAAGGGCUGAAAAGCACAUCCCGAGUGAUACUUGAGAGAAAGCUUAGAUUGCGUAUGGAUUUUGUGACUCAAUUGGAAAAGUACUACGGGAAUAAGCCCAGAGUUUUGUCAGGAAAUACUCGUCUUGAUUUGUCAGAGGCCAAUGAUUUUGUGCAAAAGAGAACCGACGGCAAAGUAGUGAAGUUCUUCAAGGAAGUGCCUUCAGGCAUCAGUGUCCUCCUGCUUGGGGCUGCAUAUUUUAAAGGUCAGUGGGUUCACAAAUUUAACCCCCGUGAAACUGCCCUUCGUGAUUUCCACACAGAUGAGCAGACAUCUGUUUCGGUUCCAAUGAUGUCAGCCAGAAAUGUCCCUGUGAGAUAUGGCCUAGACUCCGAUUUUAAUUGCAAGAUUGUCCAGCUGCCGUUGACUGGGGGAAUAAGCAUCAUGUUUUUCCUCCCUCUCACAGUCACUCAAAAUCUGACAUUAAUCGAAGAAGGUCUGACAUCAGAGUUUGUACAUGACAUUGAUCGGGCAUUGCAGUCAGUCAUCAUAACUCUGAGCAUACCUAAACUGAAGGUGGAGUAUGAAGCACAACUUGGAAGCACUCUUCAGGAGAUAAAACUUCAACCCCUCUUCUCAAGUCCUGACUUCAGUAAGAUCUCUUCCAAGUCAGUGAAGCUCACACAUGUUAUGCACAAGGCUCUCCUGGAAUUAAAUGAAGAAGGACAAGAAAAUAUACCAAAAAUAGACCCCAGCACUCGCAGCCAUUUCCCAUUGGAGUUUCACCUGGAUCACCCAUUCAUAUUUGUUCUCCGUUCUGAUAGCAAUGGUGCUCUUCUGUUCAUUGGAAAAGUCAUGAAUCCCAAAGCUGUUUCCCGUUAAGCAUAAUAUAUCCCAUUGUUUUUUGACUCUUGCCACUUAAAUGAUGACCCCCAACAAUUUAAUUCUGGAUUCUCAUACUUGCCACUGUGACUCUUCUUGCCCUCUUAAAAGUUUAACUUUCAACUCCAUAAGUGAUGUAUCUGCUCAAGAUUUGUUUCCAAAUUUUUAUAAAGCUGAAUACAAAUAAGGCGCUAUAAUAUAUGUACACAUUCUUCACUUAUGUUUUUUUGAUGACCUCCUGUACGAGAUUCUGUGUUGAACAAUUUCUUAAUAUGGUGCUGAAAGCUCUGUUUGAUACAGAGCUCCAAAUGCCCUUCAGAGAGAUAGAUAUAAAGGGGUUUUCUGGGCAAAAUUUUCUAGAAUUCUGCUGCAAUUUUGUGCAUAAACCCCUAUGUAGGGGAUUUGGAGCUAUGGAUUAUAUAUAUAUAUAUAUAUAUAUAUAUAUAUAUAUAUAAAAAUUUUUGCAGAGCUGUCUAUUUUUAGGUUGCUCUGAAACAGUGAAACAUCCCUAUUGGGAAUACUGCACAGGUUAUAGUAUAAAAUUGAGCUCAAUUGCUAAAUUUUUUUGCUUGACUUUGGAGAUAAGAGGUCAUGUAAACAUCAAAGUGUAGUUGUUGUGGCUAACAUAUGUUAUA
Hyla sarda is the source of this 2157-nucleotide messenger RNA. RefSeq names its product serpin family F member 1 (gene SERPINF1). Gene Ontology annotation, molecular function: serine-type endopeptidase inhibitor activity. The record is from RefSeq and is a predicted model, not a curated record. The transcript is spliced from 8 exons. Gene Ontology annotation, biological process: negative regulation of angiogenesis; positive regulation of neurogenesis; negative regulation of endopeptidase activity. Bases 287 to 1522 code for a protein of 411 amino acids. NCBI's taxonomy places the organism in Eukaryota, Metazoa, Chordata, Amphibia, Anura, Hylidae.